This is a messenger RNA of Drosophila pseudoobscura, 1203 nucleotides long. RefSeq lists its product as uncharacterized. The coding region runs from base 140 to 541 and encodes 133 amino acids. Lineage: Eukaryota; Metazoa; Arthropoda; Insecta; Diptera; Drosophilidae. The transcript is spliced from 2 exons. The record is from RefSeq and is a predicted model, not a curated record.
UAAUUUCGAACUGGAUGGUUCGCAUCCUCCCUGAAGAAAGCAACGCGUGCGUGGAUUCUGCCGAAAACCAAUCCAAGAAGUGAAAAGUGAACAAAUUGCACUGUAAUUCGAAUUCCUUUCUUCAAUUAGUGCACAUACAAUGAACGGUCAGAAUCGCAAGAGGGAGUGGCAAGCUGGGCGCGGUGAGGAUCUCACCCCCGACGACCGUAUUGAACUGAUUGCCGAGUUGAUGGCUAAACUAGACGGCGUCAAUUUCGUCGCCGACUUUUUACACAUCCGUCGACUGAAACUGCUGAUCACCGACUGCCUGCCCGACCGCAAGGAGCAGCUGCUACGCAUUCUCAUAGGCUAUGUGAACCGGCCCCCCAGCCCGGCCACAACUAGCUACGCCAAAAUUGUGAGUCUCCUCAGCAACGACCUUGGUUCCUUGAUGGUCGACUGCAUCCGCGCCCUGAGGGCGGUCCAAGAGAAGGCACUCAUCGAUGGCAAGUGGGACAACGCGCGCGGCCUGGAGUACUUCUUAGCCGAGCUAAGCAAGUGACUUAGCAUAGAAGGGCCCUGGCUGUGCAGUUUGAUCACUGCACUGCCCCUGUUCUUCCACGAUACGUUGCACAUAUCAAACUCUCGGUAAACAAAACGUAGCAUAUUCAAUAACACGAACCUAAGACACGAGCAUAACACACGAGAUUAACACUCGAUCCUAACGCACGAGCAACACACGAUCCUAACGCACGAGCGACGCACGAGCCUAAUAAACGAAGAACCAGCUCGACGAUCCGCACAUUCCCAGGAAAGAUCCAAGCAAACUCUUUGGACCUGAAGAAGCCUCACCUGGGAUAAACUAGAGCUGCAGCACUGUGAUCUGUUUAUUGCCGAAGCCGUCGCGUCCUUGGAAAUAUUUUGUCAUCUUCGCUGCCGCUAACCAGGGGCUCCAUGGCCCCCAGGUAGAUGGGCGCCUGGAAUCACACCACACAUAGGACGAGUGGGGAAAUUAUCCACAUGCACAUGCCCCCUGUACUAACAUCUUGGCUCACUCAAAUUUCACAAUUUUAUUUUAAAGAGUGUGAGGUUUUAGAUUGGCUAAGGACCCAACGAAAUGUUGGAUCAAGCUCAAACUGUCAUUUGAUUAUGUUUAUUAAACAUACGAGUAAAAUCUGCGUCCAACAAAGGCGGGGGGCGGGGGUGUGUGCAUUAAAGCUACUU